AUCAACUCAGGCGAGGUGGAAAGGGGCUUGCUAGGGUAAAAAAGACACCCAUUUCACCUUUUUAUUGCUGUUCUCAGGAAACUCCAAGGGUUUUAGGCUCUCUGUGCUAAGACCAGGGAUGAAGAGCAAAUCCAGGUUUCUUCUUAUAAACGACAGUAUCACAAAUGUGCUAAGUUCCUGGGGAGGAUGAACAGGUUAACCGCUUGCCUCCAGUGAGAGGGACUGGAAGGCCGGAGGGUGCCUCGUUAGGUCUUUCUGGACGGUGCUGACUGAAAUGCUAGCUGCAUGCACAUAGUUAUUAUUAGGAAAAAUAAAAGAAUGAGUACAGACUGUCCUUUGGCAUCCGUGCCUUCAGGCUGCCAAAGGGAAGGUUCUUGGGUGGGCGACUCCCCUUUUUGGCCUCUUCCCUGCACCUGGGCAGCAACGGUCACCGAUCCUCUUCUCUUCUUUGCCAGCUCUCCUACCUUUCACGGCGCCCAUGAUAUUUUUCUCGAUGCUGUCAGUAAAGAGUCUGAAGUCCCUGAUUUUACCUCAGAUUUCCUUCUAUACCUACACCACAGCGUUCAACAUUGUCAAUGGAAACGCAAGUUAUAAUCGUCGCCUACAUGAGAGUGUGUUACUAGGGACAGGAGUGAUUGCCUCUUCCUCCUUUUUUGGAUUAUUCCCUCGUUUGCUCCAGAUGCGGCUGAAUCACGUUCUGUUGAAAAAAGCCCUUCCCGUCAUCAUUCUCACCCACAUCAGUGCAAUGAAUGUUGUCGCAGUCCGAAGUCUUGAGCCCAUUCGAGGCAUUGAAGUCAUGGACAAGGAAGGCAAUGUCAUGGGCUAUUCCAGAAAAGCCGGGACAAAGGUAGGGGGACGCUAUGGAGCCCUAGCUGGCUUGCCUUUUGGGGAGAGCAUGGAGUUGUCUGUUUGAGAGCUGGGAACAAAGUCACGUCUCCCUUCAACCUUUCCCUAUCCUGUUUUCCCUCAUUAUGCAGAGGGAGCAGUUUU
This is a messenger RNA of Leptonychotes weddellii (Weddell seal), 990 nucleotides long. Lineage: Eukaryota; Metazoa; Chordata; Mammalia; Carnivora; Phocidae. The record is from RefSeq and is a predicted model, not a curated record.